Messenger RNA from Daphnia pulex (common water flea), 4594 nucleotides. RefSeq names its product extensin-like. NCBI's taxonomy places the organism in Eukaryota, Metazoa, Arthropoda, Branchiopoda, Diplostraca, Daphniidae. The transcript is spliced from 8 exons. The record is from RefSeq and is a predicted model, not a curated record. Bases 986 to 2041 code for a protein of 351 amino acids.
AUAACACAUCAAUUAAAGAUGUUUUUGAUAUUCUUUGAGCUCGCUCUACGUUUGAAAGUUUGUUGUUAUAGUCUGUCCACUUUCACUCACUAUAUGGCCACUAUAUCCCACAACACACGUCAAGGAGUGUGGUUUAGAGAUUUCACACGUCAUGCGAAAUGGCAUUUGUCACGUUUCAACUUAAUUUAUUUCGAUAGGAUGGCUGGUUGGUCGUUGCCCAGUGGAUAGAAGGAGAAAAUGGUUCAGUUUAAAAAAUUUAGUUAUAAGUAAAUUAUUGUCGCUAGUGUCCACUUGGAUUUGACGAUUUGCGCUGGUAGGACGAUGGAGCUGCUAUGGGAAAUGUCCACACUUCGUUCCCUAUUUAUCAUUUUUGUAACCAAAUAACUAGUAGUUUUCUAAUUUAAGCGCCAUGACAUUGAUUAAAUACGGUAAUGGCUUUUUCGUACGGCCCUAAUUGCGCGUUUCCUUUAUAGUGAAAUACCGUAGAUUUUGACUUUCUAAAACAUUAAUUUAAAAGAGAGAUAGGAAGAAAACGGGUUUUACCGUGUUUUUUGUACCCCAUAGCCUACUGUUAACCAACUGUCGAAAAGAAAUAGUUUUCUCACAACGCCUCGAAAACCCGAUUUAAUAAAUAAGUAAUAAUGCAGCAGGAAUGGGACGCGUGGUAAAUGUAUGUACGAUAGAAUGUGAGGAGCUGAGGACGGGUUUUUCCAGAGUCGGGGCUGGAAGGGAAGAUACUGGGUCUACCACAAAGCCACGAAGAUGUAUACUUUUGGUUCUCUUUUUUCCCGUUGAUGAGCAGAAAUAAUAUGUAUUUACAGAAUAGGAGAAAAUGUCUGCUAUAGUUGUACAUCAAGGUGCACAUUGCUGCACCAAAAGUAGACUUUCUACUACACGAGCUGACUGAUAUAUAAACGACUUCUGUAGGCGAUAAAAAGUCACAGUUGCGAAUUGUUCUUCACUCCUACAGGUAGUUCAACUUAAAAUGUGGAAGGUAACGAACUCGAUCAAAUGUGCGCUCGUGAUUGCUUUGGUGCUUAUGCAACAAGGCUCAGAAGCAACUAAAGGAAAACGCCAUCGACAACCAGCUGCUUCACCUACCUAUCAGUCCUACCAGCAACAAGCCCCAGUCGCUCCUCCAGCCUACCAACAACCUGCUCCUUCUUAUCAGCAACCUCAGCAACAAACUCCAGCACCGUACCAACAACAAGCCUCAGCGGCUCCAUCCUACCAGCAGCAAGCUUCAUCGGCUCCUUCUUAUCAGCAACCUGCUCCAUCGGCCCCAUCUCAGCAACAUCCUCCAGCGCCUCAGUCGUACCAGCAACAGGCUUCCCCGUCACCAUCAUACCAGCCACAGGCCCCAACGGCUCCAGCUCCAUCGUACCAACAACAGCAGACGCCAGCCGCUCCGUCUUACCAACAACCUUCUCCGGCAGCCCCAACCUACCAACAGUCGACCCAAGCAAGUCCAUCCCACCAGCAACAAACCCCAUCGGCCCCAUCUUAUCAACAACAAUCGGCCCCAGCGGUUCCAUCGCACCAACAACAGGCUCCAGCUUCCUCUUCCUACGGUGGGGCUCAGCAGCCACCGACCCCGUCUCACCAACAGCAAAAUGAAAUCGCUCCAUCUUACCAGCCACAGCCGACUCCAUUGGUUCCUUCUCACCAGCAGCAGCAUUCAGCUCCUUCCUAUCAACAACAGGCUCCGUCAGCUCCAACCUACCAACCACAGACUCCAACAGCUCCAGCUCCAUCAUAUCAACAACAACAACCGCAGUCUCCAGCCGCUCCAUCUUAUCAACAACCUCCUCCAGCCACCCCAACUCAACAAAAGCCGACCCAAGCGGCUCCAUCCUACCAGCAACAGCAAGUUGCUCCUCCAGCCUAUCAGCAGCAGCAAGCUCCAGCGGCUCCAUCCGGUCCAUUUCAUCAGGAGCAACAGUCGUCAGCGGCCCCAUCGUAUCAGCAACAGGUCGGCCACAACCAGCAACAACUGGCUCCCGUCCCCUCCUUCUAUGGCCCUUCUUCUCUGUUUGUCUAAGUUCGAAUGCUGAAUAUUUUGACAACAUUUAGCUAAUGUUUGGAGAAGAUUCAAUUUUAUUCAUUCUAGGUGGCUGCGCUAUGUGAGAAUUUUGUUAUUUGCAGAGUUAUAUGAUUCGCAAUUGAAAAAUAGAGUUUAUCAAUUACAUACAAUUACUAACUCCUGAAUUCUUCUAGUACGUAAGCUAGUUAUUUAAUUUCAACUGGUGCUCACGCUUAUGGAACAACAUAUAUCAAAGAUGGUGUUAAGUUUAUUUGUCUGCUGAAUGCUAUCAUAAUUUGAAAUAUCAUUUCGGAAAUGAAUCGAAAUUUGAAAAAAAAAGAUCCCGGUUCGGCGGUUCCCGGAUUUGCUGAGAUCAUCACACACACAAAGAGUUUUUUUUUAUUUGGCAAUGUCACAUAUGAAAGUUAAGUUCGUCUGCUAGUUUUACAGAAAAUGUGUUUGUGUGUGUUGAGUGUUAAGUUGAGAGUUGAGACUGUAAUACUGUGAUACUGUGACUGAUGUGAUUCAGUGAUUGUGAUUGUUUGAGUUUGAGUCUCUACUAGUUAUAGAACAACAGAUGGUGAAAAUGAUAAGGUUAUUGCAGAGGAAUAUUUUCAAAAAAGCCAACUGUCCUUCAAACGAUUCGAAAUAGAAUAUUCAUUCACCGAAGAAACGAGUCAAAUGACUUAAAUGUCAAUUGGUUUAAAACUCAUCCCCCAGCAACGUCAAAAUGCAGAAGGAAAGGCCAGUUUGCAUGUCUUUCAUAAUCGAAGGUCACGGAGAUCAUUACGUAAAACGUGCCAUGCAGUGGUGUAGAGGUUGGACCCAUCCCCCAGCAACGUCAAAUUCAGAAGGAAAAGCCAGUUUUGCCUCGCACGUCUUUCAUAAUCGAAGGUCACGGAGAUCAUUAUGUAAAACGCGUCAUGCAGUGGUGUAGAGGUUGGGUGAGAAUCAAAACCAUUUGGUUUUCAUUUUGAUAUUGGUUGUUUGUAGACCCAUCCCCCAGCUACGUCAAAAUGCAGAACGAAAGGCCAUUUUUCAUGUCUUUCAUAAUCGAAGGUCACGGAGAUCAUUACGUAAAACGUGCCAUGCAGUGGUGUAGAGGUUGGGUAAGAACGGGAUGUGUUGCUUCAUCAUCAAUUUGGUACAAUAGCCGCAAGGCUUAAAAGGUGGGUCAGGGUGAGAAAAAGUCGUAUAAAAGGAGAGAGAAAAGGCGAUAGAGAUCAGUCGAGUGAGCAUCUCCGACACGGCAACACCUGCAGCGCACUAUUGGUGCCUUCAUUAUCGUAUUACAUCAGUUCGCAAUCAUGGUUAACUAUGGCGUUGUGCUGAUGUCGGGUGUUGUAUCGUUGAUGGCUGCGUCGACCACAGGUGUACUAAUGUCUCCUGGGUAUGGUGGAUACCAAGCAACAGCACCGAAAGAAGACUACACCACGUCACCGCCUCACUACAAAAAAAUGUUAACGUACGCAACACCUACUUACUACACCGAGGCCCCCAACUAGUACACCACCGAGGCUUCAGAGUAUUACACGAAAACUUAUGCUGCCCCGAGCUACUACGUCGAAGCCACCAAGUAUUACUCUGCCCCGAGAUGCAUCACCAAAGCGCUUGAGUACUAUACCGAGGCUCAAGUUUAUUACACCACUAAAGCUGUCGAAUACUACACCGAAGCGCCCAAGUACUACAAUGCAACAUAGACUGCCCCAGCUUAGCACACGGGAGGCACCGGCGAGCACCGGAGUACUACUACACCACCCCCGAGGCACUGAAGUACUACUACACCACCCCCGAGGCACCGGAGUACUACUACACCACCACCGAGGCACCGGAGUACUACUACACCACCACCGAGGCACCGGAGUACUACUACACCACCACCGAGGCACCGGAGUACUACUACACCACCACCGAGGCACCGGAGUACUACUACACCACCACCGAGGCACCGGAGUACUACUACACCACCACCGAGGCACCGGAGUACUACUACACCACCACCGAGGCACCGGAGUACUACUACACCACCACCGAGGCACCGGAGUACUACUACACCACCACCGAGGCACCGGAGUACUACUACACCACCACCGAGGCACCGGAGUACUACUACACCACCACCACCGAGGCACCGGAGUACUACACAACUACUUACGCUACUCCGACCUACUACACCGAAGCUCCAAAGCACUACUCUACCCCGAGUUACUACACUACUAAGGCUCCUUAAUACUUGAGUCGAAAUUUCUAUUAUCAUUUAAAUUCGUCGGUUAUCUUCAUGGUUACUAGUGACUAUGAAUUGAUUGUUGAUCUUAAACGAGAAAAUAAAAAAUACUAAAGAAUAAGACUUUUAUUAAUACCUACCUUUUCGACAUUUCGACAGGCGUUUCUAUUUGUGUUGACUUCUUCAAUGUUAGUAUGCUGUGUUAUGAUUUGUUUGUUUCAUGUAUUAGAGAUGACUACUGCCUUAGUUGCUUGGCAUACGGACAUUCUUCUGCUUUGACGAUUGUUUUAGAGUAAGUUGCGAAAGAAAGGUGCUGCGUUAAGUAUACUCUAAAUUUUGAUUUUGAA